AUGGAUACAGCUUCUCAAUCAGGCAGCAUGAGUAACUGGAGUUGCUCACAAGGCAGCCAUACAAAGGGAGACCUUCUCCAAAUACAAGAAAUGAAGCUUCAGAAUGAACAGCUUCGUCAAAUCAUUCAUCAACUUCAAACCAACCUUGAUACUACAAACGAUCAGCUUGCACAGGCUCUUGAAACAGCAUCAACGGUUAAUGGACUCCAUGAUGAAAUCACCAACCUUAAGCUUCAGCUCCAAAAGGCAACCGAAAACGGUGAUAGAACAAGAUCUACCCUUAAAUCACAGAUUAUUGAUUUAACAAACAGAGCAGAGGAAGAAAGAAUCCGCCUUAACUCCCAAAUUGAAAAACAAUCAAAGGAACUUGCCCGCGCUAAGAAGAGCGCAGCUGAUAAUGGAAAGGAACGUGAUUUACUUGCAGAAGAACUUUCUAAUGUUAAGAACGAACUCAAGAUCUGCUUAGAAAAGAACAAUAAAUUAACGAAGAUCCAAGCCAAAGGUAAGGAUAAGAUCCAGAAGCUUAAUGAACAGCUUGACCAAUUAGCACAGAAGUAUGCAGAUCUUAACACAGCUCAGGAGCAAUUAGCCCUUGAAAAUAAGGGCCAAUCCGAGAAGAUUGCUGCUCUUGAGGAAGAAAUCCAAAAGCAGAAGAGCCAAAAUGCUUCUCUUACAGAUUCCCUCAAGGCAAAGUCCGACGAAUGCACAGAUUUGCAUGCAGCUAUUGACCAUCUUCAGGAGCAAUAUAAUGUUCAGAAGAAUGACUUCGAACAGCUCUCUGAUGAACGUGAAAAGCUUUUCACAUUAGUCCAGAAGCUUAACAAUGCAACAGCUGAAUACGAACAAGAGAUCGAGUCUCUUAAGGCUGAUAACAGCGCAUUAGCUGCAAAGGCUAAGAAGGCCACAGCUUUAACAGCUCGUCUCUUCGAAGAUAAUUUCGAUAUCAAGGCCAUCAAGUAUCCAUUCGAUGAGGAGCUUACAGAACGCAUCAACAAGAUCCUUGCUUUCGAUCACUUCCAGUCUACACAGAAGAUCCAGCUCAUCAUCAACGAAUGCGCAAAGGAUCUCAACAAACUCCGUGAAGACAACGAAGCGCUCGAAGCUGAUAAUGCUGAGAAGCUCAAUGAUUCCGAAGAAAUCAGAUCCAAGUUCACAGAAACUUACAAUCUCCUUCUCUCUAUCAUGCGCGAGUGGAAGAACCUCGAAUGCAACGAACAGAAGAUCGAUGCUAUUGCUUUCUGCACAGCUGAUGAAGGAUUCCUUAAGUUCCUUGCUGAAGAAGGCUUCAAGCUUGAAAAUCUUAACGAAUGCUUAAAGUUCCUUGGUCCACUCUUUGUUCCACAAGAAUUAUUCGAACCAGGAGAGGAAUGCUUCGAGAGACGUAAGGCUCUUGUCGACAAGAUUGCUGAAGAAGAUAAGGAUCUUGCCGCACUCAUUGCCGCUCUCUUCCUCAUCAACGAACGCCUGAAGAAGCAGAUCGAUGUCCUCGUCGAUAGCGCUGACCAGAAGGAGUCAAUCAACAACUCCCUCAAGCAGCUCGGAAUCGAGAACAUCUCUACUGCUCCAGAGCUCUUCGAUGCACUUCAGAAGAAGCUCCAGCACCUCAAGGAUACACGCAGAGAGAUCCACAUGGCUCUUGUCGCUGCUAGAAACGAGCUCAACAGCAAGACACAACAGGAAGAGCAGUACAAGAAGCAGAUUGAAGAUCUCAAGUCUCAGAUUACAAAUCUCAAGAACGAAAACGAGAACCUCAAGAACUCUGUUGAGCUUUACCAAGACAGAAUUCUCAAGGACGAACAAGACAAGAUCGACAGAAUCAAGAAGACAGUUCCAACAACAACAGAGAAGAAGACAAACCCAAUUAAACUCGACACAUCUUCUUCUGCAUCAGCUUCUGUCAUUGAAGCUCCAAAGACUCCAUCUGUUGCUUCUAUUGCUUCAAGAGAUUCAUCAGAUGAAGUAUGCCAGGCAGUCAAGAGCAUGCAGAAGGCCCUUCAAGAAAAGGUUGCCGAAAACGAGCAGCUCAGAACAGAACUUGCACAGCUCAAGGAAAAUUCACAGGCAGAAAUCGAAGAAAUGCACAAGAAGCAUGAGAAGGCAGAGUUAGUUCUUUACAACCAAGUCCACGAGCUCCAGGAUGCCCUUGAUGCUACAUCAAAGAAGCUUUCACAAACAAGAAAGAAAGCUAAAUCUGUUGUUAAUGAAAUGAAGGCACAGCACGAAAGCGAUCUCCAGUGCGCAAUGAAGUCAUUGAACGACAACCAGGCAGAAUCCGCUGCUAAGAUCAAUGAGUUGCAGGAGAAGGCUGAGAAGGCUUGCGUCCUUACAAAGCAGUUCCAAGAAACAAUUGGUCAACUCGAUGCAAAGAUCAGAGAACUUGAUGAAGAAAACAUUUCCCUUAGAAGAAAUGUUACAGCCGCAGAGAACAAAUCCCAGCUUAUGCAGGAGAAGUUAGCAAAGGAACAGAAGAGCGCCGCUGCCGCCGCAAAUGUCAAGAUGUUGAACAUCGAGACGCAGCACCAGAAGGAGCUCAAGGAACUUAAACAGAAAGUCGAGCAGGAAAAGCAGAGAGCUAUCGAUUUCUUCACAUCUCAUCUCGGUGCUCUUUAUGGCAUCGUAGAUCUCGACUUCGAUGAGAAUUCCCUCACACGUCUCUUCUCAAGAAUCCAGGCUGAUCUCAACAAGCUCAAGUUCUUCCAGGAACAAGCCACAAAGCUUUAA
Trichomonas vaginalis G3 is the source of this 2721-nucleotide messenger RNA. RefSeq names its product biological adhesion protein. NCBI's taxonomy places the organism in Eukaryota, Parabasalia, Trichomonadida, Trichomonadidae. The coding region runs from base 1 to 2721 and encodes 906 amino acids. The record is from RefSeq and is a predicted model, not a curated record. The transcript has a single exon.